Diaporthe citri is the source of this 2304-nucleotide messenger RNA. RefSeq lists its product as uncharacterized. The transcript has a single exon. The record is from RefSeq and is a predicted model, not a curated record. Bases 1 to 2304 code for a protein of 767 amino acids. NCBI's taxonomy places the organism in Eukaryota, Fungi, Ascomycota, Sordariomycetes, Diaporthales, Diaporthaceae. Gene Ontology annotation, biological process: regulation of DNA-templated transcription; DNA-templated transcription. Gene Ontology annotation, molecular function: zinc ion binding; DNA binding; DNA-binding transcription factor activity, RNA polymerase II-specific.
AUGAUCGGACGGGACUCUCUACCGUCGAACGACUCCGUUGCCAGCACGCCCGGAACAGCCAAUGCCCAGCUCCCACCAACAUCCGCCAGUAGCAGCAAUGUGCAGCAGAAGCGGGCCUACCGCCAGAGGAGAAAAGACCCUAGCUGUGACGCCUGCCGAGAACGCAAGGUCAAGUGCGACGCGACAGAGACGACCAGCUGUUCCGAAUGCUCUAGCCGGAAUGUCAAGUGUCAAUUCACCAAGGAGACGAACCGCCGCAUGUCGUCCAUCAAGCAAGUACAGGACCUCGAGAAGCAGAUCGAACGUGUCCGCAGGGAGAACAACAGUCUCCGACGCAUGAUCUCUGAAAAGGAUGGACAGCUUGACGUGGACGCCGAGGGCAUCGAGCAGCUACCCCUUCAGCUUCCCAGCAUUGGAGCGGAACCGAAGAGGAGGAAGCGUCCGGCGCCCAUGCACGAUCUCUCCAGGGCGCGAUCGAAUUUGUUGAGUUUCUCGAAAGGUGUCUGGAAACCGCCAGCACAAUACCGUCACUCUCUAACCCCCACUCUGUUCGACACCCAGAGGCCCGAGUUGCCACCAAUACAGGCGACGAAGCAGCUCCUUGACAGCUACUUUACCUCUACGCACAGCAUGUUUCCAAUACUCCACUGGCGGACUUUCGAGCAGGGCAUUGAGGAUAUGUACAGGGCGCCAAACUUACAAAGUGUUCCUCUGUCGUUCAUGUCUGUGUUCUUCGCCGUUCUGGCAGUGGGCAGUCUGUUCACACCCGAUGCGCCAGGCGAGCGGUCAUACCGCGGUGCCGAGCUCCUCGAAAUGUCACGGAAGCUGAUCGAUCCGUGGAACAACAAUUUCGUGCUGGAUGAUGCGCGGACGCUAACUCUACAAUCGAUCUUCCUCAGCGAGAUGAACCUCAAGUCCGCGGCCUGGAACUGUCUAGGGAAUGCCGUCCGAGUUGCGCAAGACAUAGGGCUAUACUCCGAAUCAGGGCCGUGGCCGGUAAUCGAAGGAGAAAUGCGUCGGAGAGCUUGGUGGACGAUCUACAUUCUCGACCGCAGCCUUUCCGUGGAGCUGGGCAGGCCACUUCUGAUCGAAGACUCUGACUGCGACGUGUCUCUUCCCGCAGGCGUUGACGACGCUUACAUCCACGACGGCGGGAUGACUGUCCCUGCAGGAGCCGAGCCCCUGACGAACUCCCUUCUCGCCCUCAUUAACGUGGUGCGAUCAUACGGCGCCCUUCACAAGGCUCUUGCCUCGCCAGUGGUUGCACCAACCCGCCUCGCAACUUUCGACUCGCACUUCGCAUCAUGCCUGCGCACCUUCCCGCCAGCGUGCGAUCCUUCGUCACAGGUGCCGUUGAGCCCACACCUGCUCAACCCCUUGAUCUAUCUACUCCACGCGCGUCUCCUCCUCCACAGGCACAACCUCACGCCCAGCUGCCCAUCCGACGUCCGAAUUUCCGCGAUCGAGCAGUGCACCCACACGGCACUGGAAACCGCGUCUCUCGUCACCCGAACGACACCUCAGCUCCCCGACGGGGCCACUUCUCUGCUCACUAUGCACCUCUUUCGCUGCACACUGUUCCUCCUGCUUGCGGGAUACCUGGAUGCAGCCACCGCCUGUAUCCGCGCACUGGCCGCCAUCGGUGGUCGACGAGAUGUCACGACGCCGUGUGGUCGUUUCCUGGCGUUUUUCGCGGCAGUACUGGCGGGCAAGAAGACCGAGUAUGCGGCCUACAUAGCCAGAAGCAGCCCACAGACUCUCGCACAGCCGCCUCCCGCCGCUGGGAGGCCACAGCACAGUCCGCUGCAGGACGCGCUUCUCAGGGAUGAGGAGCUGCUUGUGUAUGUCAGUGCGGAUCUUCAGGCUGGCCCGGAGACUGGAUGGGUCUGGGCAGGCGGUGAAAGGGAUGCGCAGGCUCAGCAAUCUCCCAGCCCUGGGCUGGUACGGAGCGGUGCUUCUGGAAGCGGAAAGGGAGCCCUGUUCAGCUCGGAAGCCCGGACCGGGCUCAGCGAGGAAGAGAGUCGAGACUGGGGCGGAUGGGAGAGGGUUGAGGGCCUGAUCCGCGGUCUGUCAUCUGGGUCGACUACGCCUACUGCACCGGCAAGCGGCGGGCCCUGGGCCCAUGCGCGUCCUGCAACCCUGCCACCGCCACCGGGGCCGCCAUUGCAGGUCAAGAUGGAACCAGGAAUGGGCCAGUUGCCCCCAGCGGCGGGGCCAAGCGGCGGAGGAGGAAGCAACGGCAAUAGUCCCACGACAGGCAAGACGAAAAGUCAGGACCGGAUCAGCAUCGCGAACAUCAUCUGA